AUAAAAAGUCGGCUUUGUGAGGAUCAUCUCAACUUGGAAUCAUCCCAAUUGUUGGGAUGGGAGGGAUUGGGAAGACCACUCUCGCUAGUGAAUUCAAGAACGCGGUUGAGGAACUGGAAGAAUAUGAGCAUGUGGAUGGGGAUGGGGAUGGUGAUGAUGAUGAUGAUGAUGAUGAUGAUGGUGAGGAUGAGGAUGAGGAGGAUGAAUAUGAUGAGGAUGAGGAGGAUGAUGAUGAUGAGGAGGAGGAGGAGGAGGAGGAUGAGGAUGAUGAGGAUGAUGAGGAAGUAUAUGAGUAUUCGGACAAGGAGUUACUGAAAGAACGAGUGUAUAAACACUUGAAAGGGAGGAGAUAUCUUGUGGUGAUGGAUGAGAUGUGGGAUACAAAUGUGUGGGACGAUCUACGAAGGAUGUGUCCAGAUGAUAUUAAUGGGAGCCGGAUUAUAAUAACUACGAGGGAGAUGAAUGUAGCUUCUUACAUCAUCUCUGUCAUCCAUCCAUACCAAAUGCGUUUGAUGUCUGUAGAUCAGAGCUGGAGUUUACUGAAAGAGAGGGUUUUUGGAAAGGAAAGUUGCCCUCUCGAGAUUGAGAAAAUUGGACAAGUGGUUGCAGAGAAAUGUCGAGGGCUUCCACUUGCAAUCAUUGUAAUAGCUGGAGUUGUGUCUCGUGAGGUUAUCCAGAGGAAAGAUUCUUGGGAAAAGAUUGCUGGGAAUGUACAUAAGCUUGUUUCCUCAAAUGAUGAGCAUUACAUUGAAAUAUUGUCUUUGAGUUAUAUGUACUUGCCUAAUUGUCUGAGGCCUUGUUUUCUGGACAUGGGGUGUUUCCCAGAAGAUUACGAGAUCAAUGUGUCAAAGCUCAUCAGGUUAUGGGUGGCCGAGGGUUUUCUGACACCAAAUGGAUCAAAAGACAUGGAAGAGUUGGGAUAUGAGUAUUUGGAAGAUUUAGCUGCAAGAAGCCUUGUUUUGAUCCAUGAGAAAGGAUCCACUGGCAAGAUCAGAACGGUGAAGAUCCAUGAUCUCUUGCGAGACCUCUGCAUAAGAAAAUGUCGGGAUCAUGAUUUUUCUUGCACCAUUACUGAAUUCUCCGGCAGCUUUCCUCAAGGUAUUGAGAAUUCAAACCGCCUAAGUAUAGUUUGUAAUGUCUUCGGUUGCAUUCCAAACAUGGAGACUUCACCUUUGCAUACCAUCCUUCUUUUCAAGCACUGGGCCUUUGAUUCUUGGAAAAAGUUUAGACUUCUCAAGGUUUUGGAUGGAUUAAGUGUAAAACUUAUAUCACCCAGCUGUGUUACAUAUGUUGGUGAGCUAGUUCACUUGAGAUACCUUAGUUUGACACAUGAACCAAUUAGAAAGCCGCUGAGACUUGUAUCUGAGUCCUUGUACCAGCUUCACAAUCUUCAAACCCUAAUAGUUAGGAUUUUGAGUGGCGUUGGGAUGCAAUUCUCAAGUUUGGAUGAUGAACACUUGAAUCAGUGGUAUAUGAAAUUUGAAAUUUGGAGAGUUGAGGCACGUUAUACUAUUGGAUGGCUUUUUGCCUGA
Molecule: messenger RNA, 1532 nt
Organism: Salvia splendens (bonfire salvia)
Lineage: Eukaryota; Viridiplantae; Streptophyta; Magnoliopsida; Lamiales; Lamiaceae
Product: putative disease resistance RPP13-like protein 3
Exons: 2
Coding region: 57-1532 (491 amino acids)
Biological process (GO): defense response to other organism
Molecular function (GO): ADP binding
Source: RefSeq, a predicted model, not a curated record